AUGGGCGUCAAGCUCGUUGGUGACUCGAAGCCCAUCAAGCCCUUCACUGUGGAGGAGCUGGCGGAGCGCCUGGAGGCCCAAAAGGCUUUCUACGAUGGCGUCUCCAUCUACUUGAAGCAGCGCGGCUCCCAGCCUCUGGAGACCAGCAUGUUCGCCCACGCGAAGCCUUCCACCCGUCCUGCUGCUCGAUUCACCGGUAACUACUCUCGCAGACCUGCUCCCAAGCCUGCUGCUCAGUCCGCCGGUCGUUUCGUCAAAAACCAGCCCCUGAAGAACCUCAACGAGGAUGGCAAGCACUAUGCCGAAAUGGCUCAGGGCAACAACAACAACGCUGGUCGUCCUUUUGUCCCAACUACUCAGGGCCCAUCCAACUUCCGCACCGGCACUGACAACAACAAUGGAGCUUCCAAGCCCUCCGGCCAGCGCCUGGUCUACAAUGGACUGAAGAAUUCCGAGGCCAUCUUUGCGGUCACUGCUCGCAUCAAUGCCGAACGCGCUGAACGCGAGGCUGCUAAGUUGUGUGAGGAGUCCAUGAAGUCUACCUCCGUCAAGAGUCUCGAUACUCCCAAGAUUGACACUCCCAAGGCCGUCGAUCCUGCCCAGAACAUCGUCGAGCGGAAGAACAUCACCGACAUCAAGAAGCUCAAUGAGCUCAAGGGCCAUAAUGGACCCCACGAUAUUGACAUGGUCAAGGAAAUAGCCGCUAGCGUGAAUGCUCAGCUGGCCGACGAGGAUAACGACGCCACCACUGUCAAGAACACCGAUGCUCCUAAGACCCUCUUUGAGUCCAAGAGCCUCGUCGCUACUAAGACCCCCACUGCUCCCAAGAACCUCUCCGAGCGCAAGAGCCCCAUCGCCGCCGAGACCAUCAACCAGCGCCAGGGCUACAAGGGACCCCAGGACUUCGACGCCGUCAAGAAGGCCGCUGCUCGCAUCGAAGCUCAGAAAAAUGUUUCCAAGAACCUCCGCGAGCCGAUAAACCCCACUGUCGUGAAGACCCUCGAGGCUCCCAAGAACCUCGUUGAGUCCAAGGGCGUUAACCCCGACAAGAGCCUUAACGGCAGUGUCCACGCUCCUAAGAACUUCACCGGCGCCACGGGCAUCAAUGCUACUAAAACCGUCAAUGCCCCUAAGACCGUCAGUGCUCCCCACACCAUCAAUGCUCCUAAGGCCUUCAUCAACCAGCGCAGGGGCUACAAUGAACCCAAGGAUUUGGACAUCGUCAAGGAGGCCGCGGAUCGUAUCCAUGCUCAGAGCAAUGCUUCCAAGAACCUUGCUGAGCCAAUGAGCUUCGGCGGUGCCAACCCCAAGGCACAGGCCUUUGUUCCUGCCUCUUGCGCCGAUAGCAAGCCGAGUCUGGCCAACCCGGGUCUGACCAAUAAUGACGAUUGGAUGGCACAUGCCCGGGGUUUCUUCUCCAAUGGCGGUAUCGGAAGCAUUCGCACUGGCCGAUCUACGACAACCCGUGAGCCUCCUGUUGAGCGUGAGCCUCCUGCUCGCGCUUUCCUCUUCAAGAACAUUCCGGACUGGAUGAGCCUUUCGGAUGUUAUCGGCCUCGUCCAUGGUGGCGCUAUCGACUGCAUUUUCCGCUCGGAAAUGGCAGAGAUCACUGUGCAGUACUGCGAGGAGGCUGCUUGCAAGGCAUACCUGGAGGCCUUCCCCAAUGGCAUCAAGGUUGCGAACCCUGGUAACCCCACUGAGGAGGUUACUAUCGACGUUGAGAAGGCUCCCCGUGGCCAGGAGAUUCCCCCUCCUCUGCAAGUUAAGAUCGGCUCUGGUGGCUCCCGCCUGGUGCGCGUUGAUGGAAUUCUCGACGCCGCGACCAUCAAGGCACUUACUGUCCGUGCUAUGGAGUACGAAGUGGACCACUUUGAAAUCCGCGCCGAGAAGAACAAGACUGGCUCUGCCUACUUCUUCUUCUGCGGCUUGACCGACGGCUGGAGCUUCAGACAGAAGCUAAAGCAGGAUGAGGACUGGGCGGAUUACGCUGCCGAGUUCAUGGCUGACCCCUGCAAGGUCGCCACAUCUUUCCACGGGAACACGAUUCCCAACCGUAUGGCUUCCGCCGUCGCGGCUGUGUGA
Messenger RNA from Penicillium subrubescens, 2082 nucleotides. RefSeq lists its product as uncharacterized. Lineage: Eukaryota; Fungi; Ascomycota; Eurotiomycetes; Eurotiales; Aspergillaceae. The record is from RefSeq and is a predicted model, not a curated record. The transcript has 5 exons. Bases 1 to 2082 code for a protein of 693 amino acids.